Blepharisma stoltei is the source of this 1413-nucleotide messenger RNA. NCBI's taxonomy places the organism in Eukaryota, Ciliophora, Heterotrichea, Heterotrichida, Blepharismidae. The record is from the annotation of a GenBank genome assembly.
AUGAAUAAAAGACACCAAAAAACAUCCUCCACUCCAUCAACCGCGAGCAUCAUUUCAAGCAGCCGCUUUUUAGAAGGACUAGUUCAAAGUCGAGCGGCCCUUACAUCACGAGAUUUUCAACUCCCUUCAAACGACAGCAGAGUGUAUCAACAAAUUUCAGUUCUUGACACUCUUGAGGACGAAGAGAUCCCAAAGCCCCAAGAUAUUGAUAUAAUCUACAAGUCUAAACUGAAUCAUGAAAGAACCAAACGAAAAAUAAAGAAAAAACAAAAAAUUCUUGAUGAAUUAGAUGUCAAUGAGACUGUCGGCGAAGAAGGAACAGCCCAAAGCAUCCGAAGUCCUGUAGUAAAGCGAGGAAGGUCAUGCGAAUCAAUAAGGAUCCAUAAAGGAGAAGAUAAGUUACACAUCCCAAAUCGACCGAAAUUAAUAGGAAAAGAUCUGGAAAUUGAUAAACAAAUGACUUGAAAUUUUAAUAGCAGAAUUGAAGAGCUUGAAAAAGUUUUAAAAGAAAAAAAUUUAACACUGAAGGCGGUUGAGCUUGAACUUCAAGUUAAAGAGGAAAUUUUGAAUAAUCAAACACAACAAUUAAAGUCUCAGAAAAAAAUCAUUGAAUUACUUCAAAGCAAGCUAAAAACUGCUCAAAUUGAAAAUAACGAAUUAGAAAAUAUAACGAUGAAAUAUGAGAUUUCUGAACAAAACAGAUUUUUAUUAGUUCAAGAUCUAGGAAAUGCAAAUGAAACAAUUAGAAAGCUUCAAGAGAAGCUAGAAAACUAUGAGCUCUUAAAAGAAGACCAAAAUAGUCAAACCAUACAUGAGCUUUCAUCGUUAAUUUUAUCAAGAAACAGUCGUAAAUCUUUUGGAAAUAAACUCCAAGAAGCUUUUAUAGCAAAAUUCCAUAGCCUUGAAAAUGAGCGCGAAGAAGCUAUAGAAAAAUACAAAGAAACCAUCAACAAAAAUAUCACUCUGUUAUCAGAAUUGAGAUCAUCUGAUGAAUUUAUUUUAUAUGUUUCUGAAUUAUUGGAGAGUGGGAAUAUUGAAGAGGCAAGUUUUAAUUUAAAAAACAUGCAAGAAUUUGUAAAUAAUAGAAUAGAAUCUGUCCAGUUAGAAAUUGAAGAAAAUGAAGCAUUAUUAAGCGCAGAACAGCCAGUAGAAAGAUCCUAUUGCACGUCAAUAAGCUACGCUACAAACUCACGAAUUUUAAGUGCACUGGAAUCUCCAGUGGACAGAAGCAAAUCAAUUUUUAAUAACAUUUUGCCAGACAUUGACGAAAAAACAGAUAAUUCAGAUAUUUUAAACCAGCUUGAGCAAAAACUAGAACUCGUUGAAAUGAAGGAACACAUUAAUGCUACAAAGGAUUGGCUAAACUAUGUUCAAUGCCAAGCUGCAGCUUUAGAACAAUUUUUGGAUAAUUAA